AUGUCUCGGUAUAGUCGAUCAAGUAGUUCAAGACCUUUCUAUCGAGUGAAAAUUAUUAAUGGAAUUCAACCUCCACUGCCAUCUGAACGUUCAACUACGAACGAAAAUAGCAGUGAAUUUGACGAAGUUCAAAAUCCCGCUCUACUUAAUAUUCUUAAUUGGUCACCAGUAGAAAAUUUACUGCCAUACAAAUCUACUCCUCCACCAGCAGCAGCUACUGAAGAGAAUGAGACGAGAUCGAAGAAUAGUUACAAUGCUGUACAAAUAUCCAUUGAAUUGCAGAAGAAGAUGUUAAAUUUAAAAGCUAUGUUUAUCGAUCCAUCCGGUCGAUUGGUUAACUAUCGUCGUUUGCGUGCGAGUAAUGUCUAUAAUGAUUUAUGUGAAAUGGGCAACCGUUUAGCAACAAUUAGCCUUGAAAACGUCACAGAAAAUGAGCGGAAAACAUUCUUCAUAAAUCUUUUCAAUAUUCUCACAAUUCACGGCAUUGCGUCUGUUAAUGAAUUGCCCAAAUCAGUACUUGACUUGAACCAGUUCUGGAAAACUACCUCAUAUAAAGUUGGACCCUAUUUCUAUUCAUUAGAUGAUAUUCAACACGGUAUUUUACGAGGAAAUAAACCUCAUUCGAAUUGUACCCAACGACAUUUUACAUUCAAUGAUCCACGUGCACGGUAUUCAAUGCGUCGUUGUGAUCCACGCAUACAUUUUGCCCUAAAUAAUGGAGCACGAUCGUGUCCACAAAUCGCAAUUUACUCGUCGACAAAUUUGGAAAAAGCCUUAAAUAUGGCGACAACAUCGUAUUGCAAUGCCGAAGUUGACAUUGUCAGCGAAAAUGCCGAAGUUCGACUACCAAAGCUAUUCCUUUGGUAUAAAUCGGAUUUUGGCCGAUCUGAAACCGAAGUGUUAAGAUGGAUUGCUAAAUAUAUCGACGAACCGAAACAAUCGCUACUUAAAACUGUACUCGAUCGUCAAGGUUCAAAAGAUGGACUACGUAUUUCUUAUAAAAUCUUCGAUUGGAUGGUGAAUCAUCAUGAUGGACCUAUGCCAGUCGCUGAUUCCACGACAACGCCAUCGAAUUAA
Adineta ricciae is the source of this 1077-nucleotide messenger RNA. NCBI's taxonomy places the organism in Eukaryota, Metazoa, Rotifera, Eurotatoria, Adinetida, Adinetidae. The record is from the annotation of a GenBank genome assembly.